This is a messenger RNA of Eriocheir sinensis (Chinese mitten crab), 984 nucleotides long. RefSeq lists its product as uncharacterized. The coding region runs from base 71 to 844 and encodes 257 amino acids. The record is from RefSeq and is a predicted model, not a curated record. Lineage: Eukaryota; Metazoa; Arthropoda; Malacostraca; Decapoda; Varunidae. The transcript has 4 exons.
CCCAUCCCCGGCCUCAGAGCUGGGGUCGCCCUACGAGAAUGUCCUCAUCCCCACCAUCGUCCACCCAGAGAUGUCAGUGGAAGACGGCGAGGGCAGCAGGGCGGGGGAGAACCGGGCCAGCAGCCGGGCUUCGGACAGGGAGAGCCGCGCCUCCGACAGGGAGAGUCGCGCCUCGGACCGGGAGAGCAGGACCUCGGACCGGGAGAGCCGCACAUCGGACAGGGAGAGUCGCUUGUCGGACCGUGACGGGCGGACCUCCGUGGCCAGCCGGGUUUCGGAAGCCACCUCGGACUGGUCUAUCUACGAUGUUCCUCCGCCACCCAAGACCGUGGGCGGCGGCAGCGACCGUGGCUCCAUCUCCUACCGUAGCCAGACCUCGGAGGGCGGCGAGGAUGACGGUGUGUACGAGGUGCCGCCGCCCCCACGCUCCUGCCGCAGCUCCUCCACCUCGCUCAGGACCUCCAGGGACUCGCGGCACCUCCGGCCCUCCUCGGACGAGCUGCCGCAGCCCGCCACCAGCCCCGGCAGCACCUCCUCCAGCAGCGCCCCCGUCACGCGCCGCGGGGGAGGGGCCGCGGACACCACCACCACCACCGGCAGUAAGGUAGUAGAACCGCUGCCUCCCCCCAAGCCCCCCCGGCGGUCCAUGUGUCCCCCCUCCCCCACCCCCGACGCCGGCGACCAGGACCAGGGCGCCUAUGAGACCAUCUACUUCAAGGGACAAGACCAGGUGAGGAAACGUACCUUUGUGUGUGUACGCGCGUGUGUGUGUGUGUGUGUGUGUGUGUGUGUGUGUGUGUGUGUGUGUUGGUUUGUUAAGAGGUGUGUUUGCAAUGUUUUCUGAUGUGCCUCCAGCGUUCUCCUCUUUUUUUUUAUCUCCUCUCUUCUCUUCUUUCCUAUAAUCUUCUCUCCUUUCCUCUUCUCUCCUUUCAUCUCCUCUCCUCCUAAAUCGUUUUUGUUUCAUUUCUUGUCUCAUCUCGUCUC